UCUUCAAGCAAGAAGUUCAACAACUGAGCAAGCUCAACAUCAAACUCUGCACAACUCAAAGAAAAUAGCAGCAACAUAUUUCCUGUCAAAAUGAUUUCCAACAUCGUACUAUAUGUACAAGUAUACUGGAUGUGACUUAGGUACAUUAUCUUUCAAAAGAUUUACUUGCAGGAAUUAGAACAUUGUAAAUCAGCUUGUGUUACAGCAUGGCAGAAAUUGGCAAAUCUGGGAACAUCAGUGUCAAGAACAAUAAAGCUGAUAUCCAGUCAAAGUUACGAAGGCUCUCUUCUCGUGCUGCACAAGCCUCCUCUGCUGCUCGUAAACACUCAGCUAAGUCGCAGAUAGAGGAGUUAAAACUCGAAAACCAAGCGUUGAAAGAAAAGUUAGAACAAGAGACAAAGGCUAAGCAGCAAAUCAUGGACACAUUGCAGAGUCUAGCGACAAGAAUUCUAGAAUAUGUAGAUACUGACGAACUGAGGUCUCAUAUAGACUCUGAUGUCAAUUCAGAAGCAGACAACCAUAACCAUCUAUCAUCUGAUGUGGAUUAUUCAGAACUGCCCGCUUCCAAGCUCCUUCAUAUGUUCACUGUCCUACUGGAAGACAAGUUUGGGGAAGACAGCGACCAUAUGGUAACUAGACUGGAAGAACUGGAGACAAGAGUAACAGAACAAGCUCAGGAUAUAGCAGAGCAGGUGUUACUGAGGAUGAAAUUACAACAUGGACUAGAUGAGCUGGAACAAUGCAAAACCAUACAUGAUGUACAGGAGAAAAUUUAUGAGAUGAAAUUUUCCAUAUUGAAAUGUUACAAUGUCAAAGAAGAUAGCCAUUUGGAGAAUAGUGAUGUAUUAGAUGGUCCAGAGAUGUCCAAACCAGUCCAAAUCAACCUGGAUCCUCCAUCUGUUAAGUUACCUGCUGAAACACACAUUCGUCUUCUGCAUCCAGCUGUGAGAGAGAGCAUCAUCAAGGAUCUGAGCCACUUCAAAGUAAAUGGUGCAGACUGGCGCAUGUUUGCUCACCGUGUGGGUAUUGCUGAUGUCACCGUUAACAAGUGGCAGUGCCAGCGCUUGGCGAGACCCAUGGAAGAAGUAUUGAAUGAGUGGAGUAAGAGUAAAGCAGCCAGUGUGCGCAUGCUACACAGACAUCUUCUGUCCCCGCAGUUACGCUCUCGCGUUCUAGCAAAGAGAGUGGCAGACUUUUAUAAGGUUGAUUAGUCAGACAUUGACCUGGAGAACAGUUGACACUUCUGCUGGAUAUUCUGUUGUCAAAUACCCCAGGAGCAGACUAUCAGCGUCAUCUUCACUGUACUGGUUGAUUGUCAUAAUUGUAAGAGCAGGAACUGACCACAUGGCAUCUUUGUAGUUUCAUAUGUUACCCAUGUCAUAUAAAGUCAUUGUAUACAAUGUCCUGGCUACCUCGAUUGGAAAACAGUUUAUCGUUCUGUCUGACGCAGUGGUGGCAUUAGUGGAUGGUUAUACUGUUCAUGGCUUGUACAGUGCACGCUAGUGCAUAGGAGGUUU
This is a messenger RNA of Liolophura sinensis, 1517 nucleotides long. RefSeq lists its product as uncharacterized. Gene Ontology annotation, biological process: signal transduction. The transcript is spliced from 4 exons. Gene Ontology annotation, molecular function: protein binding. Bases 207 to 1211 code for a protein of 334 amino acids. The record is from RefSeq and is a predicted model, not a curated record. NCBI's taxonomy places the organism in Eukaryota, Metazoa, Mollusca, Polyplacophora, Chitonida, Chitonidae.